Messenger RNA from Bactrocera oleae (olive fruit fly), 2351 nucleotides. It is a transcript of the gene cDIP, whose product is annotated as Common Dpr-interacting protein. Gene Ontology annotation, molecular function: protein binding. The record is from RefSeq and is a predicted model, not a curated record. NCBI's taxonomy places the organism in Eukaryota, Metazoa, Arthropoda, Insecta, Diptera, Tephritidae.
UUUUUUUUGUUUCGGAAAACACAAAGCAAAAACAAAUCAUUUUUAAUAAAAUAUCAUUGAAAUGGAACAUACAACACAAUUACAUAUUUAGAGCGAGCACACACAUUGAGCAGAUCAGCGAAAUUAUAGCAAAUUUUUGCACGAAAUAUUUGAUUGCAUUAAUGAGAUCAGUCAAAAGGCGAGUGUUGGCGAAUACGGAGCAAAUUGCUAAAAUCGAAUAAAAAUUCAACAACACACACAGUUGUUAAGGGAUGCGAAAUAAGGCCGCUUAGCGUCGCGCAAAACAAACUUUUUUUGCGGAAAAUAUAUAUACAAAGAACUAAAACAAAACAUAUAACAAAAUAUCACGUAAAUUACAAGCGCCGCUGCUCGAAACAUGCUUUUGCAACGCGAAUUUGCGCAUACGCUUUUAUUUUUGGCACUUUGCCUACUCGCGUCGAGUGCCGCACAAAGCGAGGAAAAUGUAGACACAAACUUCGACUCCGGCACAGCUGAAGACAACUUGGAGCUGAGCUUGCAAUCGUUCGAGUUGGAUGAUAAUACGCCCACCAACGCUGCUGAGGCGACGACUACAAUAAGAACCACACAAUUCCCGAAUAAUUUUGAAAACACAAACAAUUUUGAAGAUACGCGACCGCAACUACGUAACAUCGAGAGUAUGGACGAGAACUGUCUCGAGAGAUAUUGCUACAAUUUUCACUAUGAACGGCUGGAUGAAGUGGCCUUCUUUGAUAUUAAAACCGAGGUACAUAUCAAUAAAGAGGAUACCACCUAUGAUAUUGUGAAUGCGCGCAACUACGAUACGCUGAUCUUUGAGAAUACGACAUUCGCACGCUUUCCGCUAAACCUCUUCUAUGCGGUGAGCGUUAAAGAGUUGGAUAUGCGUAAUUGCUCAAUACAAGUACUGACGUGGGAGUCUUUUCUUAUGGCACAAAAUUUACGCAUUCUAUUGCUCUCCAACAAUCGCCUGCAAGUGAUCACCGAUAGCACUUUCAAAUACGCGAGCGAUCUACAAUAUCUCUUCCUCGAUACGAAUCGCUUGAUACAAUUGGAUAGCGAUAGUUUUGAUGGUUUGACAGAGUUGCGUUAUUUGGAUUUGAGUAAUAAUCGCCUAACACAACUACCAAAGGGGCUGUUAGAUGAUUUGAACGCGUUGGAGGAGUUACGUUUGGAUAACAAUCGCUUACGCACGCUAAACAAUCAACUCUUCACCAAUAAUUUGAAUGUAUUGAUACUCACGCUAAGCGAUAAUCGGCUCGAGCAUAUUGAUGAGCACACGUUUCGACGUCAGUCAAAAUUUAUUAUUUUGGAUAUUGGAAAUAAUCGCGAAUUACGCACACUCGUAUUGAUGUUGCAAUUGCAGAAUUUGAACGCCGCCAAUUGUACGCUCACACGUGUCAACAUUUACGGUUAUGUACGCAACGUCGAUUUCAGCUACAAUCGCAUACAAGAGCUGUACUUUGCACAGCCGGAACAACUAAAAACGUUGACACUGCGUAACAAUUCGUUGCAACAGGUUGCCUCGCUGUCGCGCGCCAACGAGCUGCAAGUACUCGAUUUAAGCGACAAUCCACAAUUGAUCACACUGCCCACACCAUGGUUGGCGAACUCGUUGAAACGUUUGAAUCUUGGCAAUACGGGCUUGCAGCAAUUGCCCGUCGAGGCGAUAGCCGCGCAGACGCAAUUGAACUUUCUCAAUGUUUCUUACAAUCAGCUGCGCGAGAUCAAUCCGCAAAACUUCAAGUAUUUGGAGAACUUGCAGCAUUUCGAUAUACGCGGCAAUGAUUGGAACUGCUACAAUUUGAAUAUACUUAUGGAUAUGCAGCUAAAGCCGCACAGCAUAGCUUACGGUCAUGAUGUGAUGGACAGCGAAUUUCCGGGUGAAUAUAUCAACGAUAUAGCGUGUAUGUAUCGCAUAGAGGAUGUGGAAGACAACGACACAAGUAAUGAUCGGCCUAGCAGUAGUGCAAAUAUUGUGGAUGAACUAGAACAGCUGCAAAACUAUCCGCAAGGAGAGGUGGAGAGCUUACGUAGGGAGCUUAAAGCUAUUGUGGGCAUAUAUGAACAAAAAUUCGAUCGUGUUUAUCAGCUGAUCGAGAACUUGGAUACGCGCUUGCGCGCUUUUGAGAACAUGAAUGCUACGCUCUUCCAACAUGUUACAAUAACGGUUUAAAUAUUCCUCACAAUGGUAAUUAUUUCAAGAUAAAUUAUAUGACCUUGCUUUCAAAGCCACUUUUUCUCAAUAAAUUUCUAAAAAUAUUUGUUUAUAUGUAUAAAUAAAAAUUAAAUGUAUUGCUUCGAAUAAAUAUAAACUAUAUAUUCAAAGUUUAACAUACAAAAAUUCUUCUAAA